AUCCAUCGGCAUCCUUUCACCUUACACUUCCAGCGGUCAUAGCAUUUAUAAAGCUCUCUUUUUUAGUAUGAUUUUAGGAUAUCAUCUUCGCAAAGGACGUUAGCAUACAGCCCAAGUAUCAGCGACAGUUCAGAAGAUCAGUUUGGAAGUGUGUGGUUCUCUCUUUUUGGCUUGUGGGUUCCCAUGGGCAGUGUGCUGGCCUUGUCAUCCCGUUCAGGGCGUCAGAACUCCCCCUUUCCAGAAAAUAGACCCCUGUCACGUUGGGACAGGAGAGAUGGACGGCUGCCCAAACCAGGGAGUUUUGAUGGCCUGCACCGCAACUGUAAAGAUGUGUUUCCACAGCAGAUUGAAGGUGUAAAAUUGGUGAUAAACAAGACUCUCAGCAGUUUUUUCAAGGUCAGUCACACAUUUCAACUCAGUGCUAUCGCUCCUUCCAGUUAUCGCUUUCACGCUGAACACUUACAAUCAGACACUGACAGCAAAGAAACGGGCUCACCCAUGCUUAUUGGGGAAAUGGACUCCACGGGCAGCUUAAACGCUCACUCUUUGUUCCAUGUAAGUGAGCAAAUAAGAGCCAAAGCCGUAUUUCAGACUCAACAGGCACAAUUUGUCACGUGGCAGUUUGAGACCGAAUACAGAGGCAGUGAUUUCACAGCAGCAGUUACGAUGGCUAACCCAGACAUCCUGAGAGAAUCUGUUAUCAUGGUCGCACACUUUCUUCAAAGUGUUUCCCCACAGCUCGUACUGGGGGGAGAGCUGGUGUACCACCGGGGUCGAGCUGAAGAGGGGGGCAUACUUACCUUGGCAGGACAGUACUCAGGGCCAAAUUGGGUGGCAACACUAAAUGCUGGUAAAGGAGGAGCUCAUGCCAGCUACUACCACAGAGCCAACAAACAGAUUCAAGUUGGAGUGGAGUUUGAGGCCAGCACUAGGACACAGGAGUCUACGUUCUCAUUUGGUUACCAAAUGGAACUUCCACAAGCUAAAAUGGUCUUCAGAGGAAUGUUGGACAGCCGCUGUAUAAUUGGUGGUGUUCUGGAGAAGAGACUCUACCCUCUUCCUGCCACAUUGAUUAUGGGCGCCUUUGUCAAUCACAGAGCGGACAAGUUGCAGGUUGGCCUUGGGGUCAUUGUAGGAUAGAUAUAAACACCCUUUCUCAGGAGAGGCUACACUCAAGACUUUGGGAACAACAGAAAACCACCUUCACGUCUGCCCAAAGACAUUGGUUCACUAUAGACAAUGGACAAAACAGGCAAGCCAACCAAAGCCAUACUGGACAGUUAUGCCAUUCAUGACGAACAGGAGUGAAGACUUGAGCUUCCAGCUUAAAAAAGACUUUGAUGUUGGUUCCAUCCAGUCUAAUGUGGUUUGCAGUUCUAGCCAUAGAUGCUGGCCAGACCCUCUAAAUAAUCUGAGGCGUAAUGACAAGUGUGAUAAUGGAAGGAACCACAGUGACAAUGUGAAUUGUAGGGAAUUAUGGAAAGGUGAUGGUGUUGCAGAAAUCAAGAUGCUUUUACAGGGACAUAAAGACAAGACAUUCUCUUAAUCAGUUUAGGGCUAGUUAUAGAGUUGACUCUUUAAAGGAGAUUGAUUUUAGCCUUCCAUUUAGGAGGAGACAUUACAAGACUUUUAAUGAACAUUCAGUUUAGUCAUGAAUAAGUGGUGUUUUAUAAAAAUUAAUUAACUGAGUGAAUAAAAAAUAUUUUAUAUAAAGAAUGAGUUUUAAUGACAUAUCAUGUUUAGUCCUUGAAAACAAAUAAAAAUGUCCUUGAAAAGUCCUUAAAUUUAACUUGGAAGCAUCUGUAUGAACCCUGCAUUAACUGAACUGACCUCAUUCUAUGUUUCUACUGACCAUGCAGUCGGGGUCAAUUGUAACAUUUCAUUUGCUUGUCUUUAUUUAAAAGUUGCUCAUAUUUAUGUGGUAGAAAUAUGUGGUUGGUAUGAGUUGGUAUGUACAUUGCUUAUUUGGUUCCUGAGAAUUACCCAAAAGUGUGAUAAAUGUUACAACUGACAUUUAAGUCUCCAGUACAAGUUGUAGUAUUUAUAUUGUUUAAUUUCACCCGAUUACAAUUUGAAUAGGCUUGGAAAAAAUAAUGAAGAUAAUUUAUAAUGUUACACACUGCUGUGGGCCAAAUAUGAUACUGAUAGUGGAGGAAUUUUGUGUGUCCCUUGAUUUAUUGUCCACCCUGUUAUUUCAUGAUACUUUUUUUUAUUAAGCUUUGAUACUA
Molecule: messenger RNA, 2228 nt
Organism: Xyrauchen texanus (razorback sucker)
Lineage: Eukaryota; Metazoa; Chordata; Actinopteri; Cypriniformes; Catostomidae
Exons: 10
Coding region: 184-1140 (318 amino acids)
Biological process (GO): protein import into mitochondrial matrix
Cellular component (GO): mitochondrial outer membrane; mitochondrial outer membrane translocase complex
Molecular function (GO): transmembrane protein transporter activity
Source: RefSeq, a predicted model, not a curated record